Molecule: messenger RNA, 3412 nt
Organism: Gaeumannomyces tritici R3-111a-1
Lineage: Eukaryota; Fungi; Ascomycota; Sordariomycetes; Magnaporthales; Magnaporthaceae
Exons: 4
Coding region: 499-2847 (782 amino acids)
Biological process (GO): magnesium ion homeostasis
Cellular component (GO): intracellular membrane-bounded organelle
Source: RefSeq, a predicted model, not a curated record
AAUGGGCUCUGCAACACGCAGAGUUGGCGUCUCACAGGCAAGCGACCGGGUAGUCAAGCAGAGCUUGCACCGCACCUCCUUCCCCAGCGCCCAGAGCUGCCGAGCAAGAGGCGGCCGUCUUGGAAGAAGGUUGGCACAGCGCCGACGAACCAGCGCCCAAAGCCAACUUCCACUUGAGGCUCCUGCCACGGCACGCCCUGAAUCUUGCAAGGCACGAUUAGACUUUCUGAUACCCCGGAUCGAAUCAAUGCCACCCUGCCGAUUGCUUCGACAGCAUUAGCUUCGGCAAGUCGGGUUGCAGAGUCUAUGCUUUUUUUGUCGGUGGGAUUCGAUUGAGAUUGCGGCGGGCCUCAAGGUGGCCAAGAAGGGGACCAGGCGGGUCCGUUUCCCGCCAACACCCCAGAUUAUUAGCGCCGUCGCCGCACCGCGCUUGCGAUUGCGAAAUCGACAUUGUCCGUCUUUCAUCAUCACCAACCACCACCCCCACCAUCCCAAGCGAUGCCGAUCCGACCGACAAUACGGGCGCCCACACACUCGAGAUACCCUAGCCACAAAGCCGUCGGUGCCGUCCGCCCGGCUGUCCUCGGCCUGGCCAGGCUGCUCGGCGUGAGCGUCUCGGCCGUGGCUGCCGCUCCCUUGGCCGCCACCUUUCAGCACGGCGGUGGCCACGACCACGACGACCUCGGCACUCCCGUCUGGGUCCUCUAUGUCGCCUCGGCCAUCCUGGUUCUCCUCGGAGGUGCCUUUGCCGGCCUUACCAUUGCCUUGAUGGGACAGGAUAGCAUCUACCUACAGGUCAUCUCCUCGGACAAGGACGAGCCCCAGCAUAACAAUGCCCGACGCGUCUACAAGCUCCUGGAAUCCGGCAAGCACUGGGUCCUUGUCACCCUUCUACUGUCCAACGUCAUUGUCAAUGAGUCGCUGCCUGUCGUUCUGGACAGAUGUCUCGGAGGCGGCGUCGCUGCCGUCGUUGGUAGCACCGCUCUGAUCGUCAUCUUCGGCGAGGUCGUCCCCCAGUCCGUCUGCGUUCGAUACGGCCUACAGAUCGGCGGCUACAUGUCCAAGCCCGUCCUCGCGCUCAUGUGGCUGACGGCGCCCCUCUCGUGGCCCACGGCGAAGCUGCUCGACUGGAUCCUGGGCGAGGACCACGGCACUGUCUACAAGAAGAGCGGCCUCAAGACGCUCGUCACCCUCCACCGCUCCCUCGGAGUUGCCAGCGAGCGUCUCAACAGUGAUGAGGUCACCAUCAUCAGCGCCGUGCUGGACCUCAAGGAGAAGCCAGUCGCCGCUGUUAUGACGCCCAUGAACGACGUUUUCGUCAUGUCCGAGGAUACUGUGCUUGACGAGCCCACUAUGGACCGCAUUCUCUCGGCCGGCUACUCGCGCAUCCCGAUCCACGAGGCUGGAAAUCCCACAAACUUCCUCGGCAUGCUGCUCGUCAAGAUCCUCAUCACGUACGACCCUGAAGACUGCAUGCUGGUCAAGGACUUCCCCCUGGCGACGCUGCCCGAAACACGACCGGAGACUAGUUGCCUCGACAUCGUGAAUUACUUUCAGGAGGGGAAAUCGCACAUGGUCCUGGUAUCUGACUCGCCCGGUAACCCCUACGGGGCUCUGGGUGUCGUGACUCUGGAGGACGUCAUCGAGGAGCUCAUUGGAGAGGAAAUCAUCGACGAGUCGGACGUCUACAUCGAUGUCCACAAGGCCAUCAGACGUCUCCACCCCGCGCCCAACGCCCAGGUUUUCCGCAGACAGUCGUCGAAUGUGAACCCCAAGUCCGCCGAAAACAACAAGGGCGAGGAGAAUGCCAACGGCCUCGCGUCUCCACACCUCACGCCUGUAGAUAUCGCGAGCGCCACCAAGGCCGACGCCACGCAGCUCUCGGCUAGUCCCAAGGCCACAUUCCUGAUGCGGCGCAGCUCGGCUGGGGUUGACGGCAAGAUGGUUCAGUCGGCAGUGCCUGUCCGUGCCAACAUCGACGAUAUUAGGGAACACCUGCGGCACUUGGGCCCCUCCAACCCUGCCAACAACCCGAAGAACACGAGGCUCACGUCGGUCACCAUCAAGCCCGGCCACGGCGCCGUAGGCCCGCAGCGCUCGUUUCAGAGCGAGGCGACCCGCGCGACCCCUGAAAUCGAGGUUCACCAGCCCAACGACGACCACGAGGGUGGUGAUAACGAGACGACGUCGCUCCUCCAUGCCGCGCCCACCAACAGCCGCAACCUCCACCGGGUUUCCAGCAAGGACGGUGUGCAGGCACUGCGCCAGAGCUACGGCGCCUUGUCGGCUACCGAGGCGCAGCAGCGGGUUCUAGGCGCGUCGCCGCCAGGCUUUACCGAGGCGCAGCGCAACCAUGUAGUCCAUACGCCCAAGCUGAACACGUCUAGCGACACCAAGGCGACGCCGAACCCAAAGACUCCCUCAUCGGACGGAUCCGGGGGCAGCCCAAUAUCGGACGGCCGUGGUAGUAGGUCCACCACGCCACUCCUCAAGCGGUCGACUGUGCGUAGCGGCAGCAUCACGGAGAACGUCUUCGAGUCCCGCGGCUUCCGCAAGGUCGUCCUCGAGACGACGAGCUCCAACGACGACGAGGAAGAUAGUGCUGGUGCUGGGCAUGGUGGUGUGGGUGGCCUCAAUGGCGGCAGCGCCUCGGAACCCAAUCUCCUAGGCGGUCGGGGCCCUUCGUCGCUUCACAAGUCGGUCUCGGAUGUGGACGAGGAGACAGACGACGAAGGGGCGCAUUCUACGGCGGAUCAAGCCACGAGUCCCGGCGGUCAGAACGGCGCAAGUAGCAACGACGCCGGGAAAAAGAAGAACCGUCGAAAGAAGCGGAAGGGCAGAUCCUAGGCCGACCUGCCGUCCGAAUACCUCGGCGUCGCCGUAUCCAUCGGCUCCUUGGUCCCGUCUCGGGCAGCCUUGUGCACUCUUUAUCGGUCCAUCGGCUUCGGCAUGCACGCGGGCCCAGAUGGGGAAGGGGCGUUUCAGCCAGAGGGCUAUCGGGGUCUUGAAGAAGCCGGGGACGACGACGAAGAUGAAGAAUGGGACGCACCUUGUGGCGACACCUUUGACGGGUUUUACAGUGGGAGCAGCGGUGAUUAGGGGACGGUACAUGUGUUAUGAGUGAUGCAGAGCGCAGUUCAUCGUGGGGGGCGUAGGUGGCGGUUGGAAAAACAAGGCCGGAUUUCUGUUUGGGCGAGGAAGGGGAGGGGAGGGGCAUCCAAAAGGUGGCGGGUUGUGUUGGACAGAGCCGUUAGGUGGAGGGCGGCCGAAGGCGAUUUAAUGUUUUGCAUGGCUACUACCAACAGCUCCAGCGGCCUCAGGGGCAUAUAUGUAUACUCUGUAACCAAAUCAGAUCGUGUUUCUUUUUUUUUUUCUACCAGUUGUUUCGGACAUGUCCAACACUCUUGCCAAC